Acanthisitta chloris (rifleman) is the source of this 262-nucleotide messenger RNA. RefSeq names its product ankyrin repeat domain-containing protein 33-like. The annotation marks the transcript as partial. The record is from RefSeq and is a predicted model, not a curated record. The transcript has 2 exons. Lineage: Eukaryota; Metazoa; Chordata; Aves; Passeriformes; Acanthisittidae. Gene Ontology annotation, molecular function: protein binding.
AUGGUCGCCUGCUCCAAGGGCUUCGUGGACAUUGUGCCGCUGCUGCGGAACUGUCCCUACAUCAACGUCAACCAGCAGGACAAGGAGGGGAACACAGCCCUCAUGAUGGCUGCCCAGGCAGGAUACAUCACCAUCGUCAACUACCUCCUCAACUACUACCCCGAGCUCGAGGUGGACCAGAGAGACCCACGGGGCCUGACAGCGCUGAUGAAGGCUGCGGUGCAUGGGCAGCAGGACUGUGUCACCGCCCUGCUCCUGGCUG